AUGCAUCACCGCCCUCUGGUAAUCUCCCUCUUGCAAGCUGGAGCCCUGGCUGCUCCAGCAUUUACUGGAGGCCCCGUAGUUGUCGGCCAGAAUGGCUACACCAGUGCCCCUACCCACGGCCCUUACACUGGGACUCCAACGACCACCGGGGCCGUCACGGCUCCAGGCACACUGGCCCCCUCCAUCGCUCCCCAGCCCCCCAACCCGACUGCCACCUACUACAAUGCCGAGGGAGUGCCUCAAGAUCCCAUGCCAGCGCCCUAUGUCCCCGCGGGAGGCCUGGGAACUAACGGCUCCGAGCCUCGCUACAUGGUCGAGAGCGACUGGGACUUUGAAUCCAUCGCCCUCGGCGUCUACCAAGAGUACAUUGAGCUGGAUCUGUUCCACGAUGGCCUCGCCCGCUUCAGUGACGAGGAUUUCAGAGCCGCCGGACUCGACCCCGAAAUGCGGUCCCUGAUCCAAUUCUUCGCCGAACAGGAGACCGGCCACGCCACCCUGCUCAGCAACAUGCUGGGAGAAGCGGCUCCGAAGCAGUGCGUGUACGACUACCCCUACACGACGGUCCGUGAGUGGCUCGACUUCAACCAGCGCGUCACUCGCUACGGCGAGUCGGGUGUCUGGGGAUUCCUUGCACACUUGGACUCUCGCGAGGUCGCGUCGUUGCUCUCGCUGUCCAUUGCAACCGAGGCCCGCCAGCAGUUUGCCUUCCGCCAAAUGGCAGGUCUCGCCCCCAUCAACGUCUGGUUCGAGAACGGCUGGCCCCAGUCGUGGCAGUGGACCAUGCUCGCGCCCUAUAUUAGCUACUGCCCCGAGGGCACCACGCGCCUAGCGUGGCAGAACUUUCCGACUCUGCGCAUCCUCAACAACCCCAAUAUCAACCGGAUAGUCGCCAACAAUACCCAGCAAGAUGGAAGCGAGCAAGUUGGCGAUCGCAUUACUGAUCCCUCGCGAUUCAAUGUCAGUUCUGGCGACAGCUGCAUCAGCGCACAGGGAGUCGGGGUAAACUGCAGCCCCGCAAUCUCUCGAAACCGCACACAGCCGCUCUCGUAUCCUGGAAAGAGGGUCUUGUUCGAGUGGGAGGCGCCUGGACAAGCGGUUGGCCCGAACAACUCGUACAUCACCUCGACCACCGCGGGCCAGCCCAAGUUCGUGGCAUGGAGUAGCCAGCUAAACCUCACCUACUCGCCAUUGACUGUGACAGAGGGAAACAGAGGGUGGACGACACAGCCGGCGGGAUUCGUCUAUGGGGAUGAUGGUAUAAUCAAUGGGACAAUGGCGGUCAUGUUGACCGACACUGAUCUGUUCGUGACGCCAUUCAACUUGACGCAGCUGAACCCACAUAUUGUCGCGCUUGGACUGUACCAGGCUGGCUGAGUCGAGAUAAAAGUGUUGAUAGGUGUAAUCAAAUUAAUUUGAGAGGUUGAUGAUCU
This is a messenger RNA of Aspergillus calidoustus, 1430 nucleotides long. Lineage: Eukaryota; Fungi; Ascomycota; Eurotiomycetes; Eurotiales; Aspergillaceae. The record is from the annotation of a GenBank genome assembly.